CAGCUUCGUGACAUGGCCCUGACAGACCGUUCAGCCAUUGUCGGCCCAGCCCCUUCAACAUGCAGAAAAUUAUCAGAAGGACGGCUUUGGCCAGGAACCAAGCCCAAAGGAAGGCGAUUAGGUCGGCCAAAGCCGCCGAACGCGAAGAAUACAAGGACAUAUUGAGGCAGCAGUUUGCGUUCAACCGCAUGCAACUCGAUGCCAUCCGCGCAGAGAGGACGAACCGACGCGAAGAUUGGUUACGAGGAACGCUUGCCCACAAGCGAGAUGGCGGUCUAGAUGGCAACCAUUACGGUGCUCUGAGCCCCCAGGCAAUGAAUCCGCCCAAGAUUCCUGAGCGUCUUCGCCGGAAAUACAUCAACAUCGCCGCGGGUGACCGGGUGUGCCUGAUGAAAGGCAAGGACAAAGGCAAGAUUGGUGAGGUCGUCCGAGUAGACCCCGAAACAGAGACUGUUACCGUCAAGGAUCUCAACAAGUCCGACGUGCAUUUCCCAGAAUGGCUCAACGAACAAUACGGAAACAAGCAACCCGUCAACUCUCUCGAGCUCCCCAUGUCGAUCGACCAUGUCAAACUUGUGGUCACUCUGGACGAUCCGGUAACGGGUACUACUCGUGAUAUGUUAGUGCAGCACGUCUAUGGCGGAGAACCAUUCCUCGAGCGGGAAUACGGCGCAACGACCCCCAAGCACACCAGAUACAUUUCCGGCGAAAACAUCGAGAUCCCCUGGCCCCGGACCGAACCUCCUGCCCUCAAGGACGAAGAGUGGGACACGCUGCGGAUGGAGGUUGAGACGCCGACCUGGCUUCCAUCCCUGGAGUACGCUCCAUUCCCCCCCAGUGUUCUCGAUGAGCUGCGCAACAAGUUCUCCAAGUACCGAGUAAGGCACGAUCCGGAGUGGGUUCGCGAGAAGAAGAUGGAGGAUUACAAGAAAGAAUAUCUGCAACAGCAGGCUCUGUUGACACCCAAGGGCGAGUUGAUGGCCAUGAUUCGGGCGAAGAAGGAGGAGGCACUCAAGUCGAAGUGUGACGCCGAUGGAAACUUGGUCAUGGACACUCAAACUGUCGACUUCAUCGAUCAAUUCCUGCAGAACAAGGCACAGAAGAAGACCCAGUCAAUUGCGUGAGAAGUGUCAGAAAUACCGGGCUAUCACCUCGGAUGCUACACGGCGUUUUUUUAUUUCACUCCCCGAGUGUCUUCCCCCCUAUGGCAUGUAUACAGC
Molecule: messenger RNA, 1220 nt
Organism: Penicilliopsis zonata CBS 506.65
Lineage: Eukaryota; Fungi; Ascomycota; Eurotiomycetes; Eurotiales; Aspergillaceae
Exons: 2
Coding region: 60-1124 (354 amino acids)
Biological process (GO): translation
Cellular component (GO): ribosome; mitochondrion
Molecular function (GO): RNA binding; structural constituent of ribosome
Source: RefSeq, a predicted model, not a curated record